Molecule: messenger RNA, 429 nt
Organism: Humulus lupulus (European hop)
Lineage: Eukaryota; Viridiplantae; Streptophyta; Magnoliopsida; Rosales; Cannabaceae
Exons: 1
Coding region: 1-429 (142 amino acids)
Source: RefSeq, a predicted model, not a curated record
AUGACUUUCAAAACCCCUUUGGGAAUUUCACCGUAUCGUUUUGGUUUUGGGAAAGCUUGCCAUUUGCCCAUUGAGUUGAAGCAUAAGGCAUAUUGUGCCACUAAGAAGUUGAAUAUGGAUCUCCAAGCUGCUGGAGAAGCUCGUAAAUUGCAAUUAAAUGAGAUGGAAGAGAUGCGGUUUUUCUCCUAUGAAAAUGCUAAGUUGUAUAAGGAGAAAACUAAGAGGUGGCAUGACCAGAAACUUCAAGCUCGAGUCUUUGAGAAGGGACAGAAAGUGUUACUCUUUAACUCACACUUGAAACUAUUUCUUGGCAAAUUGAAGUCCUGCUGGUCAGGCCAAUUCACCGUGGUAAAAGUUUACCCUUUCGAGACGUUGAAGUUUAGGAAGAUCAAUCCGGAAGGGAAUUUAAAGUUAAUGGGCAGCGCUUGA